Schistosoma mattheei is the source of this 423-nucleotide messenger RNA. NCBI's taxonomy places the organism in Eukaryota, Metazoa, Platyhelminthes, Trematoda, Strigeidida, Schistosomatidae. The record is from the annotation of a GenBank genome assembly.
AUGAUUCUGUUUCUGUUAAUAUUGUUACUUUCUAUCUCAUCCGGUCUUGGAGGCCAAGAGGAAAUGGCAGAAUUUGCAAGGACUUUGUUACAUCACCAUAAUUACGUUAGACAAACGAGAAAUCAAUGUGAUUAUUAUUGGAGUACACCAUCUGAGACAAAACUUGGAAAUCUUACAUGGGAUGAUGGAUUACAGGUAACUGCUCAACAGUAUGCAGAACAGUGUGAAAACUCACCUAGCCGUUUAAAUGACAGAACUACGUGUAGAUGGAAAUCAGUCGGUCAGAAUAUUGCUCAAGUUCAUUCAGUUUCAUAUGCUAUCAAUGUUUGGCGAGAUGGAAGUCGAUUUUAUAGUUUUAAAAAUGAUAAAUGCGGAGAGAAUUACGAUUGUUCUAUGUAUAAACAAGUUAGUUUAUAUUUGUAA